CCUUAGGUAGCAGGUAUGGUUUUGGGUUGAGUCUUGAAAAUGGGUAGGAGUUUGCCAGCCAGGAAAGGAGAGGAGAUAUGCAAGGCCCAGAGGCCUGAAAGAGCAUGCAGUGUUGUGGGAACUCUUCUGUGGGAACAGAACUUGGUGUGGGAGUGAGGUGGGGCUGGGAAGCUUGGAUCCCUGGGGGUCUGGGUGCUGAACAAGGAGUUUGGCCAUUACCUGUGGGCCAAGGACAUCCGUUGGCUUGUCAGCAGGCGCAGGACAGACACAGAACUGUCACUUAGAGAACCAGCUGCCACAGGAUAGGAAGUUAUUGCUGGGUCCUGCUAACUGGUGUUGAGGGUUUGAGAAGGCAGUGGAAGUGCAGAGGAGAGCCUGGAUGCAGGAGAAGCUUCUGAGGAAAACCACCAGCAUCCAGUGGGGAGGAAAGCACCACGACUAACCUGGUGGAACACGUCCCCUUCAAAUGUUCUUUGCUGGUGCCUGGGUAAAUGCCACGCUUCAGCCUCCCGGGACCUCUAAGGAUGCAAAAUGAAGCCUGUAGCAUGGUCAGCUAGGCCCUGAUCGUUGCCUUCUGCCGGUCGCGGUGUGGUGGAGGUCACUGCUUAAGCCGCCCUGCAGGUGGUGCUGUAGAGACGGCCUGGCAGCCGAGCGUGCGCAGUGCAUACUGGGCAGGGGGCGGGGUUGCACAAACCCGGAAGCGGAGUACCCCACGUGGGGAUACGGAGGGGGCUGUCGCGGCGAUUGGGCUACCUGGUUUUGGACAAUUUUUGAGCUAGGAGGCUGGGCUGUUCGUUUCUCUGUCUGAGGAGGCGGGGUAGGUGCAACCAUGGAGGCCCCUUAACCUGUGUUCGGGCCUGGCAGCAGGCCUGGUCUGGAGUGACAGCUCCUGAGAAUGCUGCAGCGGUUAUCGACCAUGGCGCUGCUGUCAGCGCUUGGGGGCACGACCUGGCGUUGCUCCGGUCACCUCGCACGUCAUUUCUCCCAAACGACUUGGCGUGGGGAGCGGCCGCGUGGGGAGCGGCCGGGUGGAGAGGAACUACGGCGCCUGCUGCUGGAUGACCUGGCGCCUACCUCGCGGUCCUCCAGCGGUCUGGAACUUCUGUUUGGCCUGUCCCCGUGUCUUCUGGCUCUGCGGGCCUCCCGCCGCCGGGUGGCCCGGCUCUUGCUCCAGGCCGGCAGGUCCGGGCUGCAAGGAGGGCGUGCCGAGCUGCUCCGUGUGGCUGAAGCACGGGACAUUCCAGUUCUACGGCCCAGACGGCAGAAGCUGGACGCCCUGUGCCGCCACCAGGUCCACCAGGGCGUCUGCAUGGAGGUGAGCCCGCUGCGGCCCCGGCCCUGGACGGAGGCUGGGGAGGCCAGGCCAGGAGAUGACCCCCAGCAGCUGUGGCUCGUGCUCGAGGGGCUCCAGGAUCCUCGGAACCUUGGGGCGGUGCUGCGCUCUGCUCAUUUCCUCGGCGUGGAUAAGGUCAUCACCAGCCGGAGAAACAGCUGCCCACUCACUCCGGUAGUCAGCAAGGCCAGCGCGGGGGCUAUGGAGGUGAUGGACGUCUUCUUCACUGAUGACCUGGACAAUUUUUUACAGGCCAGAGCCCGGCAGGGCUGGCUCGUGGCUGGCACGGUGGGCUGCCCCGGGCCCGAGAUUUCCCCGUCCUCUGGGGUCCCCAUCACCAGCUGCCUGGAGUUCCUCUGGGACCGGCCUACUCUGCUAGUGCUGGGGAAUGAGGGCUCUGGCCUGUCCCCAGAGGUGCAGGCCUCCUGCCAGCUCCUCCUCACCAUCCUGCCCGGCCGGCAGCUGCCUCCUGGACUGGAGUCCUUGAAUGUCUCCGUGGCUGCAGGAAUUCUUCUUCACUCCAUUUGCAGCCAGAGGAAGAGUAUUCCUGAAGAAGGGAAGAGAGGGCAACUUCUCCAAGGCCCCAGGGAGUCCUCAGCUAUGGCCGAAGGGCCCAGAGUAGCUCAGGACCCGGGGCAGUCCUCAGGACCAGAAAAAGUGAGGCAAGGCGGGGACUGACUUGGACCGAUGGAAACGUGUGCGUGCCGGAGGGCAGGGACAGACUGCCGUGCCUUCAGAGGUGCUGGUCUCCUGCCUGGUGCGCAGCCAGGCUCUGUUUAUUAAUCUCCAGCUUGCAAAGCAGGGAGUUUUGUGGUGGAGACUGGAGGAGGUUCAGUUUUCUGUUUUGGGUUUGGACUUGCAGCUGGAGAUGGUAGCCCGUUAAUUUCUAGGAUGUGCUAGUUCAGAGGGUCUGCUUCCACCCAGGUCCUGCCUGGGCAAGGAGGGCAGUCUAGACAUCAGAAGGGAACCGGGCAGCUCUGCCCAGGGGUCCUCUCUGUUCCCCUUGAGCCAGCGUGAGGAUGGAGAGGGAGGCCGGGGCCUCCUGUGGGCCAGACCCUGCCCCAGCUCCGCCUCUGGCAUGUGGCUUCAUCUCUAUGUGCCUCAGGGCCCUUGCUGGCACCACCCUCUCGGGGCUGUUGUGAGGCUCAAAUAAAACACCUGGUGCCCAGA
Messenger RNA from Phyllostomus discolor (pale spear-nosed bat), 2503 nucleotides. It is a transcript of the gene MRM1, whose product is annotated as mitochondrial rRNA methyltransferase 1. Lineage: Eukaryota; Metazoa; Chordata; Mammalia; Chiroptera; Phyllostomidae. Gene Ontology annotation, cellular component: mitochondrion. The transcript is spliced from 5 exons. Gene Ontology annotation, molecular function: RNA methyltransferase activity; RNA binding. Bases 896 to 2011 code for a protein of 371 amino acids. Gene Ontology annotation, biological process: rRNA methylation. The record is from RefSeq and is a predicted model, not a curated record.